GAUCAAUACGAUUAGUUUCUUUAUAAAAUGGGUUUAUGUGAAACGAAAUACGCAGGUUUAACGGAAGAUGUUUUAGAGGACUAUGCAUCCUUGACUUAUCUGACCAAGGGAGAAAUUUUGCAUUUAAUGAAAAAGUUUUAUUCUAUCGAACCAGAGAAAGUGGCUGCGAAUUACUCUCACAGAAUAAAAAAAGAAGAUAUUAUUAAUAAGUUCGGUGUUUUGAAGAAUAAUCCGUUUCAAGAUCGUCUGUUUCGAGUGUUUUCUUCUAACAAUGACGAUUGCUUCUCUUUUGAGGAUUUACUUGAUCUGUGCUCUGCGAUGAGUCCUGAGUGUCCGACAGAAGUCAAAGCUGCAUGGGCUUUUAAAGUGUUUGAUAUUGAUGAAGAUAAUCAAAUAUCAGCAAAUGACAUUUGCAAUAUUUUGGACCGUUUGACAUGGGAUCCCUAUAAUCGUGCAAACUGUCUGGACAAAGAGUCUAAAUUAAAAAUCGCUAAAGUGAUAUUAGAAGAAAUUAAUCUUGAUAGAAGCGGUAGUAUCGGUCUGAAUGAAUUCAAACUAAUUAUUUUAAGAAUUCCUGAAUUUUCAUCAUCAUUUUAUUUCAAAUUAUAAUGGCACGAUAAUUAUAUCAAAAAAAUCUUUAUCGCCGUAAUAUUUAAUAUAUAUAAAAAAAACAUUAUUACUAAUAAUAUUAUUGACUUAAUUAUAAUAAGUGCUGGUUAUAUGGGAGAAUAAAAUCCAUGAAUAUAUGUAUUGAGAUAUUGACUCCAAGGCAUUGUCCAGAAUUGCCUUAUUAAUUAGAUAAUUGUUUAUCAUAAUACUUAAAUUUGAUUUUAAUUAGAACUUAAGAAUAUUAUGAGAGUGGUCUAAUGUCAUAGAACAUAACUGUCAUAAAAAUAAUAAUUCUCACAGGUUGUUUACUUAUAUACCUAUUAUAAAAAAAUAAAAAAAUACAAUUUUAAUAAAUUUGUAUUUUUAUAUCGAAUAAAUUAAAAUAAUACAAAUGGCUUCAAGAAAAUGUAUUCAUGUCU
Molecule: messenger RNA, 1028 nt
Organism: Nymphalis io (European peacock)
Lineage: Eukaryota; Metazoa; Arthropoda; Insecta; Lepidoptera; Nymphalidae
Product: calcium and integrin-binding protein 1-like
Exons: 5
Coding region: 28-609 (193 amino acids)
Molecular function (GO): calcium ion binding
Source: RefSeq, a predicted model, not a curated record